AUAGAGAGCUGUUCUAGUCAUCAUGAUGUGUCCUGCCGCCAUGAGCUUAGGCCAAAUACCUGACCGAGUUCUCAUACCGGGGAAUCCCGACAGAGUAGACCCUGAGUCUGUUUUUCUUUGGUGUCAACGAGUAUGAAACUAUGCGAUUUCUCUCGGAUCGUUAGACACGACCAUCGCUUGUUACUUUAAACCAAAACACAACAAACUCGUGCUCCUGUCUCGACCUAAUAAACUUAAUAUUACAUAUCUGUUGUGAUUAUGAUGAAUCUCAAAUGCAAAGUUCAUUUGGUACUAAGUGUUAAACUUCCAACUCAAUGAAGCUGUCACAUUGUACAUACACUAAUCGUCUUCGAGUUAUUAUGAAUUUUUAGUUUAGAACGGUACUGUCUCUAAGCCAUGUCCUAAAAGUCAUUUAUUUCUGGUCACAGGAAUAACAUUUGACUACUUUGUCUCAACUAUUCGCAAACAAGCCGUACUCGCUUCAGGAUAAGAUUACAUUAAGACCUUUUUUCAUACAAGAAAAAAAAUUUUCUUUCACUGGACAGUGAUCGAGAAACGUUUUAUUUUUAGUAUAAAUACUUGGAGCAAAAUUGUUCAUUGUUAAAAAGCACAUGACAAGCGCUGCAUAUUUUAGGUAAAUUUUAACAAGAAUAGUUCUAAUACGGUUUUUAGUAACUAUGGUUUUGGUGGACAACUCGCUGGAGGGGAAAGAAAAACCACUAGGCAGACAUAUUGUCAUACAACAGCCACACAACUUCCAGCACCACGAGGUGGAGGACCUCGACAAGCUGUCUUCAGUGGUCUUCACGAAGAGCCAUGAUCAGAGCCACUGGAAUACACAACUUUACAAGGCAAUCGCCUUAAACGAAGCAUUAGGUAAAGAUCUGGUGGAGGACUUCACUGAUAUCCAAGGAGAAGGGGUGGUGUCACUGGCUGGACGCUUAAAAAGUUUCCCUGAAAAUUGGACUGGAACGCCGGUUAUGACCCUUGCCCAGGCAGGAAUGUACUACAAAGAAGGCAACAUCUUGUGUUACAAUUGCGGUGUGCGCUUCUUUGACGUCGACUCGGGACAAGUCGACCCCACGACUCGUCACAAACUACUGGCUCCCAACUGUCUGCAUCUACAGCGCUUCCUUCAGCAGGGCAGCAAACCACUGGCGGCUGGUAAAGCGCUGCGCCGCAACUCUACCUCUUCACUGUAUGUUUUAAAGAAUGCCAGCCUGCUUCAUCUGAGACAUGAACACUAGACAAACUGUCAUCCACACACAAGUCAUCAAGUCAUUUUACUUUAAAAAUGAGUGCUAUUUUAACUGGUUGUUAAAUUAUGUUUGUGCUGUUAUUCUUGGUAAGUGUGAUUACCCUGUAAUACAAAACUUCAAAGAAAAAGUUUGAUUGCUUUGCGAAGGAUGUUCAUACCUGUGGAUAGAACUCAGAUUCUAUCAAUCCAGUAACUGUCAAACAGUUCCCUAUUUGAUAUUUCUCAAAGACUAAACAGGGGCAUGUUCUUCCUUCCAUUUCAUAUAGUCUGUACAAUGUCAACUACUGCCACUGCUGUGAAUUUUAAAUGUUGACAAUGUGCAGAUUUAUAUUUCUUUAUUUUUAGGGCAUUAUUCAUAAAUAUUAAAAACAAUAUAUUUUAUGGUAUAAACUAUGUCAAUGCCGUCAUUUUGACUUGUGGAAUACGUGUCAGAUUGGUUUGAAACUUCAAAUCAUAAAACGUAGUUACAGGUAAGAUGUCGAAUGCUUCUUUUUAGAAUUAUUGAGAGAACAAAGUUCAACAUUUUUUAGUUCAGCACUAAAACCCUGUCACAGACAUGACAAGCACGACAGCAUCGAUAGACAUUGUCAAAGUUGUCACAGCGAUGGAGAGGUUUGGUCUCAAACAAAUUGGACGAUGCCCCGACUGUCGGUUCUUGAACCUUUUAUACAUUUCUUAGAAGGAAGAACAUGACUUGUAGUGUAGCCAAUGUCAGGUUAACAUGAAUUGUUGUUCCACUUAUGUUUGUGUCAAUAAUGAAGUCAGCGAUUACAGCUCAGGCCAGUCUGACGUUUCGGCUUGUGAAAAACCCGAUCUACAAAUUCAGUCACAUGACCAGAUGCAAACAGGUCACGUGAUAAGCAAGAUUUUUUUAAAAUAUAGUCUAUACACACUUUGUGCACUUUGUAUGGGAGCUCACGCAAGCGGUUUGCGACGUGGCAAUGAAAACAAGGAACAAAGAUUGUUGUUAUCACUUGCAUGUUGACGAUUCACUACAGACGUUUUUUUUAUAGUAGAAAGAAACAAAAGUUUAAUAUGAAUUCAACUCUUUAUUCUCUUUCACAUGGGUUUUAGCUGGUAUACCAAUCUCUAGCAAUAAAUUUUUUUUAGAUCAUGACCAUUGUUAAUAUUUAUUAAAAUCGAUUAAAAUACUGUGAUACGUAAUUUAAUAAGCGUAUCUGUGACAUACAAUUUCAGAACAAUGAAUAAAAAGACCGUUUUGCUCAA
Messenger RNA from Pomacea canaliculata, 2485 nucleotides. RefSeq lists its product as uncharacterized. The record is from RefSeq and is a predicted model, not a curated record. Bases 678 to 1247 code for a protein of 189 amino acids. The transcript is spliced from 4 exons. Lineage: Eukaryota; Metazoa; Mollusca; Gastropoda; Architaenioglossa; Ampullariidae.